This is a messenger RNA of Lotus japonicus, 2304 nucleotides long. Its product is annotated as protein KINESIN LIGHT CHAIN-RELATED 1. NCBI's taxonomy places the organism in Eukaryota, Viridiplantae, Streptophyta, Magnoliopsida, Fabales, Fabaceae. Gene Ontology annotation, molecular function: protein binding. Bases 282 to 2051 code for a protein of 589 amino acids. The record is from RefSeq and is a predicted model, not a curated record. The transcript has 2 exons.
CAUUCCCUGAAAGUGAAACUGAAAGAGGAGAGAGUAGUUGAAUUACCAUACUAACCUCAGAGAUAGAAAGAAGAAGAUGAAGAAGAAGAAGAUGAAAAGAGUGAAAACAGCAUCACAGCUCACACUUUGAUAGCAGAGACAUUUGAUCUGCAUCCAUAAACACUCCACACCACAUUCAGAGUGGUACCCAGUUCUUAUCACACCCUUGUUCCUCUUACAAUAUAUUCAAUUCUCUCACAUCAUCUUCUUCCCAAUCCAAUCCUCUAUCUCUCUCUUCCACCAUGCCAGGUCUCGUCAAAACUCCACCGCUCCGAAUCACCAUGCCCCAAACUCAAACUCCCACCCGAAGAUCCGAACCCGCCGCAACCAACAACAAAACUCCCUCCCCGUCGCCCCUCCCGAAGAAGCCACCAUCUCCGUCCCCUUCCACCCGCUCCUCCGCCAAGAAGAAGACUCCAGAAACCCCUACCAACCCUGACGCCUCCCUCGACAACCCGGAUCUAGGCCCAUUCCUCCUCAAACUAGCCCGCGACACCAUCGCCUCCGGCGAAGGCCCCACCAAAGCCCUCGACUACGCCAUCCGCGCCUCAAAGUCCUUCGAGAUCUGCGCCGCUGACGGCGAGCCCAGCCUCGACCUCGCCAUGAGCCUCCACGUCCUCGCCGCCAUCUACUGCAGCCUCGGCCGCUUCGAGGAAGCCGUCCCGGUACUCGAGCGCGCGAUCCAGGUCCCUGACGUCGCUCGCGGCGCGGAUCACGCCCUCGCCGCGUUCUCCGGCCAUAUGCAGUUAGGCGAUACGUUUUCCAUGCUCGGACAUGUUGAUAAAUCGAUUUCCUGCUACGACCAGGGUCUUCAGAUUCAGAUCCAAACGCUUGGUGAUACCGAUCCACGCGUCGGUGAAACGUGCAGGUACCUCGCGGAGGCGAAUGUUCAAGCGAUGCAGUUUGACAGAGCGGAGGAGCUUUGCAAGACAACGCUCGAGAUCCACCGCGCGCAUAGCGAGCCUGCUUCACUGGAAGAAGCUGCGGAUCGGAGGCUCAUGGCGCUUAUCUGCGAGGCGAAAGGAGAUUACGAAGCCGCCCUUGAGCACCUCGUGCUGGCGUCCAUGGCUAUGAUCGCGAAUGGACAGGACAAUGAAGUUGCCUCCAUUGAUGUUAGCAUCGGGAACAUGUACAUGUCGCUGUGCCGAUUCGAUGAGGCUAUAUUUUCCUACCAGAAGGCGCUCACCGUGUUCAAGGCGUCGAAGGGGGAGAAUCAUCCUUCGGUGGCGUCGGUGUUUGUGCGCCUUGCUGAUUUGUACCACAGGACCGGGAAGCUUCGGGAGUCGAAGUCGUACUGUGAGAAUGCCAUGAGGAUAUACUCUAAGCCGGUGCCGGGAACCACGCCGGAGGAGAUUGCCGGUGGGUUGACUGAGGUUUCCGCGAUUUUCGAGUCGGUGGAUGAGCCGGAGGAGGCGCUGAAGCUGCUGCAGAGGGCGAUGAAGUUGUUGGAGGAGAAACCGGGGCAGCAGAGCACGGUUGCGGGGAUAGAAGCCAGGAUGGGAGUAAUGUAUUACAUGACUGGGAGGUAUGAGGAUGCGAGGAGCAGUUUUGAGAGUGCGGUGGCGAAACUGAGAGCGAGUGGGGAGAGGAAAUCUGCGUUUUUCGGAGUUGUGUUGAACCAGAUGGGGUUGGCAUGUGUGCAGCUGUUCAAGAUAGAUGAGGCUGCUGAGUUGUUUGAGGAAGCUAGGACGAUUCUUGAGCAGGAGUGUGGCCCUUGUCAUCAAGAUACUCUUGGAGUGUACAGCAACCUUGCAGCAACUUAUGAUGCCAUGGGAAGAGUGGGAGAUGCAAUUGAAAUCUUAGAAUAUGUCCUUAAGUUGAGGGAAGAAAAGCUUGGAAUAGCAAAUCCUGAUUUUGAAGAUGAGAAGCGUCGGCUGGCUGAGCUCCUGAAAGAAGCAGGCAAGACGCGAGACAGGAAAGCGAAAUCUCUCGAAAACCUCAUUGAUCCCAACUCAAAGAGGACAAAGAAGGAGGGGAAUAAGAGGUGGCCUGGUUUGGGGUUUAGAAUUUAACCAUAUUUUUACUCUUCUAUAUUGAAUGCACAUUCUGUAACAUAGAAUAUCUUGUAUAGGGUUGAAUUUGUAAUUUGGGAGCUUCCCUGUUUCUUGAUAUUUGUUCAUGCAUUUGUUUUUCUUGGUUAAUUGCUUUAUCAAUUGUGUUGUAACCUUUUAGCUCUACCACAAAAUUUCAUCCUGUCCUCCUUUUCCUGGAAAUGUUGAAAGCAGAUUUUUGUUUGAGUGAAUGAAUUUUUAUGAGAUUGUUUUA